AUGGCUACAGAGCUACAGCUUGUAAUGGAGGCCAACAGCGAGCUGUUGGCGCAUGCAAAGGUGGUGAAUCCACGUGGAUGCUCCAUUCACGUCGACAAACACAUUCAGAAGCCGGUCCUCAUCAUGAAAGGGACGCCUUCUCAAACCCGCGUGCAAGUUCCGCGCGAGGACCGCCCCCUCUCUUCGUUGCGCUUACACAACUCUCUUUUGGCGGCUCAAAUCUGCCUCAACUCCAUGGACCAUUUCGCGGUCGAGAUCGUUGUGAGUCAGUACGCGGUGACGCGGACAAAACUGAUAAUUGGUACCAACGUUGCAGCUGCGCGAUACGACACGACGGCUGAUGAGCUGACGACCGCUUAUCUUCCCCUUAUCAUUCCACGCAACAAGUGGGUACAGGUGGUGUUUCAUGUUGCUGGCAUCGUGCAUACUGUGUUCAAUCUCCCAUCUAUAUCCUGCAUUGACGCGAUCACUCUCACUGGAACGGGAAAGAUGUCGUGUGUGUUCACAAGCAGUGACGAGCAGUCAUGCAUUGCCGCAACACCAGAGGGCAUGGCCCUUUUUGCAGUUCCGGCGUAUGUUCCACCGAUCUGGAAGACGGCCGCCGCGACAUCUGAACAUCUGUCGUCUCUGCUAAAUAUUGACUCCAGGUCUGGCAUACCCUUGCCAAGCGACGUGUCUUUUGGCACAGCAGCUGCUCCGUGCGCUGAGCCACCGUCCUCGCUGGGGUCGCCUCUUUCGACGCACUCUGUGAUCCUACCGCAGCUGAAGCCUCUGAAAGAUACAGCUGUGCCACCGUCCUAUCCUCACGUUUCCUCGAGCGCCUCAGAAAGGGUUAGGGCACCUUUAGGAAAGGGCUCGUCCAGCGCGCCUUCCCAAUGCGAUUAUAUCCGCCUCGUGGACAACGAGGACAUAGUGACCAAGGAUGAGCAUAGCCCCAUAUCAUGCUCGUACGGGGAUGGGCACCGACAGCAGGCCUCGCAAGAGGCCGUCGCAGGCAGGUCUUGCGGAGCAGGGCGAGGGGCAGCAAACAGCAAUGCAUGUGGCCUCAGCGGCUGGGAGCAGUUUCCUGAAGAACGUGUUGGUACACUCGUCGUUGUUUCAUCGGCACGUGUAGGCAAGGUAGACGCAGCCAAGCGGCCGCCACGAAAACCCAGAGUCGUUACUGGUCCCCCAGGAUUAAGUGACAACGAAAGACUGCAACGCAUCAUCGCGUCCCGCAAGCAUCGGGUGACGCCGAGGCAGGGAUCCCUUAACAGCGGUGGUGACGAUGGGCGGAGCAAUAUCUCGCGACGGCAGGAGCGCCUUCGACGUCGCAUGCGUCUCUUACGGGCAAAUGAGCAGAAGGCAAACAAGACAGCAGCAGCCAAGGCGCUCGUUGCAUCAGAGCUUCCACUAUCCCAGCGAGCUGUGGUUGUGGAGGAUUCAACAGAGGCAGCCCCGAUUUGCGGAUACGGUUUCGGAUAUCUCGGUGUGCUCAAGCCAAAUGGCGAGUACGAGGAGGACGAUGACGCCAACCUCAACUUGGAGGGCGCGCUCACGCUGUUGACAGACGGUGAGUGA
Molecule: messenger RNA, 1560 nt
Organism: Leishmania mexicana MHOM/GT/2001/U1103
Lineage: Eukaryota; Euglenozoa; Kinetoplastea; Trypanosomatida; Trypanosomatidae
Exons: 1
Coding region: 1-1560 (519 amino acids)
Source: RefSeq, a predicted model, not a curated record